Messenger RNA from Triplophysa rosa, 3881 nucleotides. RefSeq names its product procollagen-lysine, 2-oxoglutarate 5-dioxygenase 1a (gene plod1a). Lineage: Eukaryota; Metazoa; Chordata; Actinopteri; Cypriniformes; Nemacheilidae. Bases 119 to 2308 code for a protein of 729 amino acids. The transcript is spliced from 19 exons. Gene Ontology annotation, molecular function: iron ion binding; procollagen-lysine 5-dioxygenase activity; L-ascorbic acid binding. Gene Ontology annotation, cellular component: endoplasmic reticulum. The record is from RefSeq and is a predicted model, not a curated record. Gene Ontology annotation, biological process: peptidyl-lysine hydroxylation.
GUUAAUGCAGAAGUAGGCUGGAAAUGUUGAACGGCAUUAACAACUAACUUUCUCUCGAGAAAAGCCUGUUUUUAUCAGUCGCCGUCAUUGUAGUGGGUUGAAGAAAAUCGAAUCAAACAUGAGAGAAACAAUUUCAGUCUUCCUUGUGUGUUUGUUAGCGUUAUUUUCUACGCUUUACUGUAACCAGCAGGACUCGAUCCCCGAGGGAGAUCUUCUUGUGCUGACUGUAGCCACACAGGAGACUGAUGGAUUCAAACGUUUCAUUAGAUCUCUACAGCAUUUCAAUUACAGUGUUAAGGUACUUGGGAUGGGUGAAGUAUGGAAGGGUGGAGAUUACAUGUCUCCUCCAGGUGGAGGACAGAAAGUGCGUCUGCUGAAGUUUGCUUUGGAUGAGAUAACAGAAGACAACAAAGUUAUUCUGUUUGUGGAUAGCUACGAUGUUAUCUUUUCUUCUGGUCGAAAAGAGCUGCUAAAGAAGUUUCAGCAAACCAAGCACAAAGUUGUGUUUUCUGCCGAAACUCUUAUAUGGCCAGACCGCCACCUGGAAGACAAACAUCCUCACGUUAGGGAAGGGAAACGGUUUCUCGGAGCAGGAGGUUUUAUUGGCCAUGCACCCAAUCUCAAAGAGAUGCUUUCUGAUUGGUCAGGAGAAGAUAAUGACAGUGACCAACUCUUUUACACAAAAAUAUUCAUCAACCCAGACAAAAGAAAAUCUAUAAAUAUAACUUUGGACAAUAGAUGCAGAUUAUUCCAAAAUCUUCAUGGAGCUCUUGAUGAGGUUGUGCUGAAGUUCGAAGAUGGACGUGUGCGAGCCAGGAAUCUGCUUUAUGACACCCUUCCUGUUAUAAUCCAUGGCAACGGACCCACCAAACUCCAGCUAAACUAUCUUGGCAACUAUAUUCCGAAUGUGUGGACAUUUGAAACUGGCUGUACGACUUGUAACGAGGAACCUCUUUCUGAACUCCAGGAAAGUGAACAUCCCGGCAUGGUUAUUGGUGUCUUCAUUCAGCAGCCCACCCCAUUCGUGACUGUGUUCUUUGAUCGCUUGCUCAAGCUCAAAUACCCCAAAAAACGACUCAGUUUAUUCAUUUAUAAUAAGGAACCACAUCAUGAAAAACAUGUCGGAAAAUUUUUGGAGGAUCACGAGUCAGAGUACCAGGCUGUGAAGCUGGUUGGACCUGAGGAGGGUAUAGAUCCUGCCACCUCACGUAACAUAGGCUUCGAUAUGUGUCGAGAUGACAUUCACUGUGAAUACUUCUUCAGCAUAGAUGUGGAGGUGGUUUUAAAAAAUGAAGACACACUUAAAAUCCUAAUUGAGAUCAACAAGCCUUUUAUUGCUCCAAUGAUGACCAAACCUGGGAGACUGUGGACAAACUUCUGGGGUGCACUCAGUGCAGACGGGUAUUACGCCAGAUCGGAGGACUACGUGGACAUAGUUCAGGGAAGCAGAGUGGGUUUGUGGAACGUGCCAUAUGUGUAUCACAUUUUCUUGGUGAAAGCAGAUGUAUUAAGGACUGACCUCAAAGCCCCUGACCUGUUUGAGUCUGCAACACUUGAUCCAGAUAUGGCCUUCUGCGCCAAUGUCCGAAAUAAGGGCAUCUUCAUGUUUGUAACAAAUAUGCACACUUUCGGUCGAGUAUUAUCUGUAGAAAAUUACCAAACAAACCACUUGCACAACGAUCUCUGGCAGAUCUUUGAAAAUCCUUUGGAAUGGGAGGAGCGAUACAUUCAUAAGAACUAUUCAAAGAUAAUGAGAGACAAUCUUGUAGAAACUCCAUGCCCUGAUGUGUACUGGUUCCCUGUUCUCAAUGAAGUGGGCUGCAAUCAUCUUGUUGAAGAGAUGGAGAAUUUUGGCCAGUGGUCAGGAGGUGGAAAUGUGGAUCAAAGGAUCCAAGGGGGGUAUGAAAAUGUCCCCACAGUCGAUAUUCACAUGAAUCAAGUGGGGUUUGAGAAAGAAUGGCGAAAGUUCCUGGUCGAUUAUAUAGCACCAGUCACAGAGAAAAUGUUUCCUGGGUACCACACAACGGCACACUUUGACCUGGCAUUUGUAGUUAGAUAUAAACCUGAUGAGCAGCCUGCUUUAAGACCUCAUCAUGACGCCUCCACUUUCACUAUCAAUAUGGCACUCAAUCAAGUGGGAAUUGACUAUCAGGGUGGAGGCUGCCGGUUCUUGAGGUACAACUGCUCGGUUGAAGCCCCCAGAAAGGGCUGGGCGCUCAUGCACCCGGGACGCCUCACUCAUUACCACGAGGGCCUGCCCACCACAGAGGGGGUUAGAUACAUCCUUGUCUCAUUUGUGGACCCCUGAGUUGAGAUCUUUUUUUAUCAGAAACUUGACUCUACUUUUAAUAAAGAAGAUAGCAUAGCUCAUCAAAAAUAAGAAUCAACAGGUUUGUGCUUGAACAUUUAAAAAAUGUGCCUUAAUUUGUGAGUAUGUCAGUGUAAAUAUUUUGUUACAUUAAGGUAAUACUAAAGGUUGAAAGCAGUUUUGACAGAUCACUUUUUGACUUCUAUGCAAUGGCUUUUUUUACUCCAUUCUAAUUUAUUUCUCAGAGGUGAUGUGAAUUUAUUCAUUACAUACUGAUAACAAAAUCAAUGGACAUUUGUACCCUUUUUAGCUUUGAAAUUCAACCAGCAAAUCACAUUGUUUUUAAUAAUGCCUCUUAAGCAAUUCGUGCUGUUUUUUAGGCUGCACCAAAACUGACAUAUAAAUGUAUAGCUUAAUAUUAUUUAGAAAUGUUUUGUUUUGCCUUGUUUAUGAAUCAGUUGGCUUGUCAUAACUUGUGGAAAAAAUAAAAGUAAGGAAAAACUAAUAUAUUCAAGUUAAUUUAUUCAUAAUAGUCACACUUUAUAUGUGGAGUCCUUAAAUAAUAUGUACUGUACUUCCAUAAGGCAAAAAACAUUUUAUACUAUGUACUGACAUUAUUGUGCACAUUAUGUUGUUUUAGGCAGGUUUAGUGGGUCAAGAGUGUAAUUACACGCAGAUACUUAAGUACAAUUUAACAACUCAUGUCGUAUUUACAAAAUAGGUCAAUUGCAUAUAUGUGACCCUGGACAACAAAACCAGUCUUAAAUAGCACAGGAACAUUUUUAGCAAUCGCCAAAAAUACAGGGUAUGGGUAAAAAUGACAGAUUUUUCUUUUAUGCCAAAAAUCAUUAGGAUAUUAAGUAAAGAUCAUGUUCCAUGAAGAUAUUUUUAUAAAUUUCCUACAGUAAAUGUAUAAAAAGUGUAUUUUUGUGAGUGGAUGGCCUGCUACAGUGCCUCUGAUUAACAACUUCAAAUGCGAUUUUCUCAAUAUUUUGCUUUUUUUUGCACCCUCAGAUUCCAGCUUUGUAAACGGUUGUUGUUCCGCCAGAUAUUGUCCUAUCCUAACAAACCACAUAUCAAUAGAAAGCCUAUUUCUUCAGCUUUCAGAUGAUGUAAAAAUCUCAAUUUUGAAAAAUUGACCCUUAAGACUGGUUUUGUCAUCUAGGGUCACAUAUUGUAUUUCAGUCCAUAGUUGUUAAAGACACCUAAAAUAAAGUAUCAUACCAAUCAAUUAAAUAAAGCAUCAGUCAUAGAAGUAUGAAGUUAGAGCAUAUAAACUUUUGCACGUCAAGAAAGAAUAACUGGGGUUAUUUUACCAUAAACACAGAUUAGAAAGUUAUUGAUGAAAAAAGCAUUUCAAUAACAUUUCUUUUUCUUUCUUUUCACUAUUUAUUUUUAAUGUCUAAAAUGUUUCGGUCAUUCUGGUGUAAAUCAAUGUCCAGCCUAUUGUUCCCUAAUGGGACUUUACUGUGUGAUUUCUUGUAACAAUUACAAUAAGGUUCCAUUAUGCAUUCGGGCAAAUCCAGCGUUACGGAUGUGACAUUUCAAGUUUUGACUGAAAAUAAAAACUUUC